Lepisosteus oculatus (spotted gar) is the source of this 3171-nucleotide messenger RNA. RefSeq names its product primase and polymerase (DNA-directed) (gene primpol). Lineage: Eukaryota; Metazoa; Chordata; Actinopteri; Semionotiformes; Lepisosteidae. Gene Ontology annotation, molecular function: chromatin binding; DNA-directed DNA polymerase activity. The record is from RefSeq and is a predicted model, not a curated record. Gene Ontology annotation, biological process: response to UV; error-prone translesion synthesis; replication fork processing. Gene Ontology annotation, cellular component: mitochondrial matrix; nucleus.
GUUUACUGUCACACAUUACUGGGCCUGUUCAUGGUCGGGUUGAGCUGGGGGAAAAGAAGCCCCGUUUUCCAGCAAAAUAUCACAAUUAAGGAAGGAUGAUACUGUAAUGUCCCAGAGGGGUUCCAACAGAAAUUCAUGAGGAACCGGGGCACACACAAACGUUUUCCAUGGCCUCGUCAUUUCUCACAUGACAACAAAUCGGUAUUUCCCUCAAAACUUUAAAAAAAAACCCAGAGAAAAAAAAAUUAGACUCAAAGUUAAACGAAAAAGAAAUAAUAUAAUUACAACUUUGUGAUGUCAAAUCCUGCUUUUCUAAAAAAAGAUGUUAAAAUCCAAGGGAAUUUUUAUAUUUGUGUGGGACAAGAAGGAAAACGUACAUUUCCACCAGGAAAGGAUUUUGAAGACAAUUCUUAGAAUUCAACAGAAGGAUGCACAUUUAUUCGUUUAUGUUUGCUUUUGUUUGAAUUAUUUGGGCAUCUUGACAAUUAAGCAAAAGCAUUAGACAUUAGUUUAAUAGGCAGAGGUAGGUAUUGCCCUUGAGGUAGAAUUACAUCGCACCGUGACUCAUUGAAAUUUGAGUGCCUACAGCAGGGAUGUCCAGCCUGGACUCGGGAGGGUUUAUAUAGUAUGUGUAGAAGCACCUGAAGAACUCUGAUCAGCUUGAUUGAUUGAUCCGAUCUAGCCAAAUCAUUCUAAUAAUAUACUGAUAUUUUCUCUGUGAAAAGCUGUGCUGGAAUUAAAACCUACUUGACACACCAGCCGUGGCAUAGCUUAGUCAGCAGCAAGGUAGUGCAAAACAGUCAUCUGCCUAUGCAAAAACUGACUCCUCUAAAAGCUCACUUCAAGUUUAAACAUCCUGCCAGAACAAAACGUUACUUGCAAAUCUGAAGAAUUCUUUUUAUUUCCAAAGUUUGUCCCCCUGAUGAACACAGUGUUUUUGAACACGAGCAAGAUAUCCCCUUCGAUGGAGGAAUUAUUAUUUAAAAAAAAACAAGUUCAGGAAGUGAGCGAUAUGUUCGAGGAAAACCUAAAACUUACAGGAAACAUUGUACCCACCCACGAGUGAAUUAAGUGCUUUAAAACAGCCACAUCAAAACACAGUGGAAACGUCAAAUAAUUCAAAAUCACGGCUUUAUCUUUCUACUUGGGUGUCUCCCCGGCGCCGCCCUGCUGGUGAGGGAUGAUCAGGCAGGAGUGGGGCGAAAGGGUGAGGAGGGUGGCGUGCCGGGCCGAGUGGUACCAGCACUGGCCCCUGUCCUCGCCGUACAAGCCCAGGCUGUCCAGGCCCUGGCAGCCGUCUACUCUGUGGCGGGUUUUCCCCCGCCAGGGCCUGGCCUUCGCUUUCGCCAAGAGCCGCGCGGAGGGUGUCCACGUGUUCGCGCUGGAGAACGGCCCCACCGAGGCCGGGCAGAGGAUCUACCUGGUGACCACGUAUGCCGAGCUCUGGCACUACUACAGGACUUACAGGCGGUCUCUAAUGCACUGUUAUGAGGUCAUCCCCGAAGGUGCGGUGUGCAAGCUGUACUUCGAUUUGGAGUUCCACAGGCCCUCGAACGAAGGUCGGGAUGGAAAACGGAUGGUGGCGUUUUUUAUUCAGGUAUGGAGCCAGCGGUCUUCACGGCGUAGGAGCAGCACAGACGUAUUACAGUAUGUAUGUCUGAAAUUGGAAGAGGAAUAUGGAAUUAAAAUCUCCAAGGAUGAUGUUCUGAAUUUGGAUUCCAGCACAGAAGAAAAGUUCAGUCGACAUCUAAUAUUCCUUGUUCCGAAUGCAGCUUUUAAAGACAAUAUACACGUUGGCCAUUUUGUCCACAAGGUGUUAAAGCCAGCGCUGGAGGAGCUGAGAAGGAGAAGACACCGUCUGGUGACAGAAACCCACCUGGAGAGCAAUGGACAGCCUGCAAGCAGCCAAUCCCCUCUUCCGUCUUUUGGACCUGGGCAGGAACCGGAGGCUGAGAGGCUGAGGAAUCCAUAUCCCAAAAGACAGAGAACCGGGGAGGGUCCAACCUCCCCAUCUCCUCAGGCUGGGGGCCUGCUGUUUCUCUUCGUGAAAGACAGAGAUGGACAGGAUCAGCUCUUUGUUGAUGUCGGAGUGUACACAAAGAACAGAAAUUUCCGCCUGUACAAAUCUUCCAAAGCUGGGAAGAACGUUGCCUUCAGUGUAGCGGAGGACAACACAUUUGUCCCCAGGCCUCAGAAGCACCUGUCUCACGAAGAACAAAUAUUUCUCGCCUCCCUCGUCAGCAAUGUUCGGUUCUCAGAUGGUCUGAUUAUUCUAACUUGUGAUGUUCCCGAGGCUACAAAAACAAAGUGCAUUCAGACAGCAGUUCCCAAAUCAGGGUCUGUUGGUGGAUGUCAGUAUUCUCCUUACAUAGAAGUGGACAACUUUGUGCUCUCUCUGGUGAACAAAGAUGGCAUUGAAGGCACCAUACGGCAGUGGAAUUACUUUUCCUCUGAGGAACUUCUGGUUUAUGACAUCUCCAAGUAUCGCUGGUGCCAAAAUGUAGGCAGGUUCCAUAAAAGCAACAAUAUCAUGAUCCUGGUGGAUCUGAAGGAGGAGGUCUGGUAUCAGAAGUGCCACGACCCCGUGUGCAGGAGUGAGAAUUACAGAUCUCCAAGUUUGCCCUUGCCCCGUGAGGUGUGUCUCAGCUACCUCGUGAAGGAGGAUGAAAAUGAUUUUGCGUUCACGAUGGACGAAGCUGGGAACAUCGUGCCAAGCCAGGGGCGUCACGCCGCCGAGGCAGGCGGCCCGUGUGCGUCGGUGGAGCCCACGGGCCGGGCCGCAGGCUGGGAGCCCGGCCCCAACGACCAGGCUUGCCUGCAGGCGCUGGAGGAGGUGGAGCGGAGGGCCUUCCUGCCCGGCGAGCCGCUCCGCCCCGGAGCAACACAAGCCGACGAAAUCCCAGACAAACUUUUACUGGACACCCUCAUUGAAUACGAGUCUCAGGCUCGGUGAAAUUAGUAUGUGUUAUAGGAUGGGUGCGCACAUGCUUGGAGAAAGGAGCCUCCUUCACUUUGGUCAUACCUUUUGACCAUGUAAAAGAUAUGGCACCUGCCUUUAUCUAGGAGCACCUUGUUAAUAAUUACUGAUUCCAGUGCUGUUCCCCAGGCACCUCACCUUGAACAGAGGAAGUGUAUCACCAAGGAGAGGACACAAACACCUGUAUAGCCUUU